GUGAAACAACAAUAGUAUCAACAAGUAUAACAAUGACAACAACAGUAACAACAGCAAUACCAGUAGCAACGGCACCAGCCAAACCAACUGGGAUACUAAAAUUAGCAGAAGAUAAUAAUUAUAAUGAAGAGGAAGCUAAUCAGUUAGAAGAAAAAGCAGAGAAAUUAGUAGACUGUGUAGAAAAUUUUGAAUUAAGUUUGGUGAAGUUGGGUGUGCAAAAAAAUGAUUCUUGUAUAUCAUGUGAUCAGAUAAAUACUUUAUCUAAUUUUAAUACAAAUUCUACUGCAUCAAAAAACGAAUCAGUAGCAAUAUUAAAAUUAUUAUAUUCAUUAGGAGAAGCAAUGGUAGAUGAUGAUGAUGAUAAGUGUAAAUUUAGCUUAAAAUGUAUGAGCACAAAUGGUACUUGUGCUCAAAAUUCCCAAAAUUCUCAAAGUUCAGGAU
Messenger RNA from Dentiscutata erythropus, 441 nucleotides. NCBI's taxonomy places the organism in Eukaryota, Fungi, Glomeromycota, Glomeromycetes, Diversisporales, Gigasporaceae. The record is from the annotation of a GenBank genome assembly.